AACAAAUUAGUGGCACCACAGUCCUUCAGAAUGGGGAGGGGAAGGAAUGAGGGCCAGGGCGGAGAGAGAAGGGAAGGAGGGGAGGGGUGGAGAAGGGAGGGAAAUGAUAGAUGAGGGAAGAGAGGGAUUACCUCAGAGAGGAGGAGGAGGAGAGGGAGGAGAGGAGAGGGGUGAAAAGGAGGAAGGAGAGGGGAUGGGAAACGGGAUGUACAUCAGGAACAGGAGGGAUGAGAGCGAGGAAAUGGAGGGGGCGAAGAAGCAAAGGGUGUUUACAACUUUACAUGGCGAAAUACAAGAAAACAGUUACAAAAUGCUUCGGUUUAAGUUUUAUGUCUCUGAGGGAGUCGAACAAAUUAGUGGCACCACAGUCCUUCAGAAUGGAGGUUCUGGAAAGGAGGAAUUACUGCCGCCUGCAGAGCCUAACUGCAGCCUCAGCAAUUCUGAAAGACGUGUUUUAAAUGAACUGGAGGCUGAACGGGAUGCAGCGUUACAGAGAAUUGCAGUGCUAGAAGCUGAAGCAGCAUCGCAGGCCAAGUCGUUGGAAGAUGCUAUGCAACGGAUGAAGGACCAAACUGCUCUUCUAGAAAAAAUGAACGAGGAAUCUGCUUUAAUCUCCAUGGAGAAGGAAAAACUGGCAGAAGAGUUGGAGGGUCUUCAGACACGCAUUGAUGAAACGGAGAUAACAAAACGAGAGGCAUUGGAGCAAGCAGAUGGUGCACGUGAAGCUGCACAUGCAUUUUCGCUCAAGAUGGCAGAACUGGAGGCCAAGUACUUUGAGGCUCAGACGGCCUUGGAGGCCUCUGUUAACGAGGGUCUGCAAAAGGAGAGUGUGCUGAAGGAGGAGCUUGAGGAAACGAAGGCUUUACUGGCUUCAGCAGAACGUGAGAAGAACGCUCUCAAGAGCACAGUUGUGGAAGGAUCGUCUAAGGCUGCAGAAGAGCUGGCUUCAUUACGUGCAAAAGCAGCAGAGCUUGAAGGAAAGCUGGGCGCGUCAGAGUCGCGGCUUGCAAGGAUGGCAGCGGAGAGUGCAAAUGCGCGUGGAGGUGAUGGAGCAUCAUCGAACAGGUCAAGAGGAUUUAGCAGCGGAAGAAGUCAGACAACAAAUGCACUGGAGAGUCUGGGUCUUGAUGCUGUGAGAGAGGAGCGAUUGCUAUGGAAAAGCAGCAAAGGCCAGGCUGGCGAUCUUGAGGGCGGUACUGAGCCUCUGCUAGAUCAUCAUCGGAUGAGGAGACUCACAAAGCGGGGCACUUCGGCUUCGAGUGAUGGAGAAGGGAAGGAGAGCUCUGUUAUGGACUGGAUCAUGCGUGGCCGGUCUAAGGAGCUGUUUGGAUUUGACGAAAUGCGUGGAACGGAACCUCAUAUUGAAGUCCAUAAAUUCCAUCGUUUACACAAUGUGCAAUUAUCCACGGUCUCACAAUGACUUAAAAACGAUCUUUUUUUUUGUUUACUAUGUGUAUUGUGAAAGGAUUCACGCUGCAGACUCCCAGUCCCAGUCCCAAGGUCCCGACAAGU
Messenger RNA from Chara braunii, 1512 nucleotides. Lineage: Eukaryota; Viridiplantae; Streptophyta; Charophyceae; Charales; Characeae. The record is from the annotation of a GenBank genome assembly.